Penicillium diatomitis is the source of this 543-nucleotide messenger RNA. RefSeq lists its product as uncharacterized. The transcript has 2 exons. The coding region runs from base 1 to 543 and encodes 180 amino acids. The record is from RefSeq and is a predicted model, not a curated record. NCBI's taxonomy places the organism in Eukaryota, Fungi, Ascomycota, Eurotiomycetes, Eurotiales, Aspergillaceae.
AUGCCUAUGGUUGGCACCUCGGAUUCAGUCCAUCCGGCAAGAACGCAAUUUUACCCUUGUUCAGAUCACAGCGAGGAGAAUCUCGAUCAUAAACUCAUCCAAUCAUAUGAAAUGAGUAACCUGGGCUCAAAUAACAAUGCGAUUGACACAGGAGGGCCUUUUGGUGAAGCUGGGUGUCUUGAAACCCCUGCAAUGGGUGACUUCACCCGUUUCAAUUCAGAUCCACGCGACUUCUCAACAGAUUCACCCUCUACGCUACAGAUCCAAGAAUUCUCGGCUGGUUUGUUGACAUCUCAGCUUUGCGGAUCUGAUCCUCACUGGCAAAGCGAAGAUUACUGCGGUGAUGAUAGCACAUCACGGUGCUAUUCAGGUAAUCCACAUUAUCCUGUGGAUAGCCCUAUUUCCAUGCAAGAUACUAGCUACCUGGCCGUGGGUUCUUCGCCUCAAGUCUACGCCGAAAUGCCGAUGACCCGGCAAUGGCCCUCAAACUACUAUGACUACUCGAUUGGCUUGCAUUUGGAUUUGUUGUCCUGUCCAUACUAG